ACAAAACAGAACAGAAGCACCAUGCUAAGCUUUUUCAGUACUUACUUCUGCAACUCAAACAGAAACCAAAAAAAAUAAAAAAACACAAACAACAACAAAAAACCAAACCAUGUCUUCUCUACCUUAUUGUUCCAUUGCAAUGUUUGUUACAAUUUUCCUCCACCUAUCUUCCUUUGCACUUUCACACCCUAACAAAAUCAACCAUUUACCAGGUCAACCUCAUGUUGAAUUUAACCAGUUUUCAGGUUAUGUUAAUGUUGAUGACAAAAACCAAAAAGCUCUCUUUUUCUACUUUGUUGAAGCUCAGAAUGAUGCUGCUUCUAAACCUCUUGUUCUCUGGCUCAAUGGAGGGCCCGGUUGUUCUUCUCUUGGUGUUGGUGCAUUUUCAGAAAAUGGCCCUUUUAGGCCUAAAGGACAGGCUUUGGUUAGCAACCAAUUCAGCUGGAAUACAGAGGCAAAUAUGUUGUACUUGGAAUCACCUAUUGGAGUAGGAUUUUCAUAUUCAACUGAUACUUCAUCUUAUGAAGGUGUAAAUGACAAAAUUACAGCCAGAGAUAAUCUAAUCUUCUUGCAAAACUGGUUUGUAAAGUUUCCACAAUACAGAAACAGAAGCUUGUUCAUUGUUGGAGAGAGCUAUGCUGGUCAUUAUGUUCCUCAAUUGGCUGAGCUUAUGCUUCAAUUCAACAAAAAGGAGAAGCUGUUCAAUUUAAAAGGCAUUGCUCUCGGCAAUCCACUACUAGAAUAUGCAACAAAUUUGAAUUCAAGAGCUGAGUUUUUUUGGUCACACGGAUUGAUAUCAGACUCAACAUUCAAAAUGUUCACUUCUGUUUGUAACUAUUCAAGAUAUGUGAGGGAAUACUAUAACGGCGCAGUUUCACCUCUUUGUUCGAGUGUGAUGAGUCGAGUUACUACAGAAACAAGUAGAUUUGUCGACAAGUAUGAUGUUACACUCGACGUUUGUAUAUCAUCUGUUUUUUCACAAACCAAAGUCCUCAAUCCCAAGCAAGUGAAUGAAACAAUUGAUGUAUGCGUCGAAGACGAAACGCUCAACUAUCUUAACAGAAAAGAUGUUCAAUCGGCUUUAAACGCGCGUCUGGUCGGAAUACAAAGAUGGUCUCCUUGUAGCAAUGUCUUGGAUUAUGAGUUGCGCGACUUGGAGAUACCGACGAUCACUGUCGUAGGCAAGCUAGUCAAGGCUGGAAUACCGGUAUUGGUCUAUAGUGGCGAUCAGGAUUCGGUUAUUCCAUUGACUGGAAGUAGAACUUUAGUAGAUCAAUUGGCAAAAACACUGAGAAUCAAUACCACUGUGCCAUACAGGGUGUGGUUUGAAAGGCAGCAGGUUGGUGGGUGGACUCAAGUUUAUGGUAACAUACUAUCAUUUGCAACAGUUAGAGGAGCAUCACAUGAAGCACCCUUUUCACAACCUCAAAGAUCACUUGUGUUGUUCAAAUCCUUCUUAGAAGGAAAACCUCUACCAGAAGAAUUUUGAUUAGUGUUGUUUAAAAUUGGUUGUGUGGUAGUUAAGCCUGAACUGAUUUUGGUUUUUUUAAAAUCAAAUCUUAUCACCUUUAAGUGUAGAAAAUUUUGUAAAGUUGUCAAGAAGGAAAAAAAUGAUUCAUAAUUUGAAGAAAAAAAUCACCUCGUUGUCAUGGUGGUACAGUUUUCCAUUAUCUUUUAAUUUUUAAUUUUAAACUUGAAAGAGUUUAUCAAAUUACUGUAGGAAAUGGUAUAUCGUUUACUCAUUGGAAAAACAUUUCACCAACUCUAUCAGGUUAAGUGAAAAGUGCUAAUGAAGGAAGCAGAUUAAGAUACACUUUCAACUGCUAAAGAGUUUCAAUCCAUUAUUGAUGUAGUUAACUCAAUAAUUUAGAGAGAAGUGAUUAAGUCAAUUGGCCUUUUGUACACAAUCUGUGCCAUUGAAGUUUUAGACCUGAUAAGGGUAUUAACAGUGGCUAAAGUAUGAGUU
Molecule: messenger RNA, 1966 nt
Organism: Vicia villosa (hairy vetch)
Lineage: Eukaryota; Viridiplantae; Streptophyta; Magnoliopsida; Fabales; Fabaceae
Product: serine carboxypeptidase-like 45
Exons: 10
Coding region: 110-1489 (459 amino acids)
Biological process (GO): proteolysis
Cellular component (GO): vacuole
Molecular function (GO): serine-type carboxypeptidase activity
Source: RefSeq, a predicted model, not a curated record